Molecule: messenger RNA, 1059 nt
Organism: Halteromyces radiatus
Lineage: Eukaryota; Fungi; Mucoromycota; Mucoromycetes; Mucorales; Cunninghamellaceae
Exons: 4
Coding region: 329-754 (141 amino acids)
Source: RefSeq, a predicted model, not a curated record
CCUAAGUCUCUUUUUUUUUUCUUUUUUUUUUUAUCACCCUUUUGAACGAUUGAUACUUUCAAUAUGACAGAUCAAGAUUCUCGGGAUUGGAUCAAACAACGAAUGACUGUAUUACGAAAAAAAGCAGGCUUUUCUUUUAACCAAGAUGUAUUUAUCUCUAUAUUGUUAUGUCUUGUUUCAGGGAAAAACAAACAUUUGAUUUUGAUUGCUCCUUCUCGUCGUAUACCCCAAGUAGCACAAAUGGCCACUGAAAUAUGUCGAGGUCUUUUUGGAUUCACCACGGCUAAUGUUACUUGUCAGCAAGACCAAACAGUAAUGGACUUUGUACAUGGUUUAUUCACUUCGUCUUAUGAUGAUGAUGAACGAUAUCAGUCUAAUUAUAAUCAACAACAACAACAACAACAAAAUGAAAGAAAAGAUACCUCUGGACGGUCAAGACGUGGAUUAUAUUCUUCAACACAGCAAGAUACCAUUUAUCAUAAAACAUCAAGACUUGGCAACACCAAUAACAACAGUAGUAAGGAUACCCCAUUUAAUAAUAUUCAUACUUCUUCAUCUCCAAUUAGUCCUGUGGACUUUACUAUUCAUGGUGAUACUGGUGAUCAUCAUCAUCGUCGUCUUAAUCAUCAUCAUCAUCAUCGUCAUCAACAGCAACAACGAGAUCGACGUAUCUCCUCCACUUCUACUCCAACUCACCAUCAUCAACGAUUACCAUAUACUGAAGAUAAGAAAAAUGUUGUUUCAUCCUCUGUAGUUGGUCCUUCUAUGAAUUUGACUGGUACCAUGACUCAUCGAUUAGCUCAAACAUUGAUCAUUCAACAAUUAAAUCAUGCAAAUGAAUUAGUCCAGGCUGCUUUAUUGGAGUUAAUUGUUACCAAGGAAAUCCGAAUGACCAAUGUACGCUACAAUACACCAAAACCCUAUUUUUUGAACAUUGUUAUUCUUCCUGAAUCUGGAUGUCAUCAAACUAUAUCUUCACCACUGUUGGAUCACUUUUUUAUUAGUUACCAUUGUAAAGAAGAAUCAUUUCAAAAUUCACAACAACAGCAACAACAACAA